Molecule: messenger RNA, 1959 nt
Organism: Penicillium pulvis
Lineage: Eukaryota; Fungi; Ascomycota; Eurotiomycetes; Eurotiales; Aspergillaceae
Product: transcription factor domain-containing protein
Exons: 5
Coding region: 1-1959 (652 amino acids)
Biological process (GO): regulation of DNA-templated transcription; DNA-templated transcription
Cellular component (GO): nucleus
Molecular function (GO): DNA binding; zinc ion binding; DNA-binding transcription factor activity, RNA polymerase II-specific
Source: RefSeq, a predicted model, not a curated record
AUGAGGCUAUCAAUAUCUUGUGAUGCAUGUCGACGGGCGAAAGUCAAAUGUAAUCAUGAGGGCAACCCGCCCUGUCAGCGCUGUCGAAAAAUAAAGAGUGACGAUUGCGUCCUGACAGAUCCUCGAGCUUCGAAGCCAGGCACAGGCACACGAGGAAGCAAUGCCAGACCUACAGCAGGACACAAACGACGAGCAACCACUACAUUAUCUCGAGAUACGCGCAUUGGACGGAGUCCUCGACCAGCCCUUUCGCGUACCGUGUCGGAGACUAAUGAGAACCCCAUUUCAGCUUUACCACCAUCCAUUGUAAUCACCGCUGUGGAAACUUAUCGAAAGAAAUUUCCUAUCACGAACUUUCUACAUUACCCCUCAUUAAUUUCGGAUGUCUCAUCAAACUUCCAAUCAAUUGAUCCAGUUUUUAUUGCGUCGCUUCUCUCCCUAUGCGUGCGUUUCAUGAGCGGAGAUGGGCUCGCGGAUGAAGAGACGUAUGCCGGCUAUGCACGAAAACAUCUCGCCCAUCGUGUCAUGGAGGCCCCUUCACUUUAUCUUGCUCAGUCUCUUGUGAUGAUCUCUUUCUAUGAAUGGGGGACCGGUCGGCCUUAUCAAGCAUGGAUGUACAGCGGCAUGGCAACCUACAUGAUUCAAUCACUACUAAAAAUGUCCGAUGACAGCAUGGAACAUAGUCCACACGAAUUUCAUGCCUCUCAGACCCAGUACGAACAGCUUGUUCGUACCUACUGGUGUUGCUUUGCGCAGGACUGUGAGCUAAGUUCCGGUGCUCGACAACAUUUCGCAUUGUCAUUCUCUCAAAUAUCGGUCCCACUCCCUAUUAGCGACAGAGAUUUUACAUUCAAUCAUCUUCCUGAGAGGAGAUUGAUGCCUGCUGAUAUGAACAAGCAAUGUCCAUUGGCAAGAAACCUGACCAUAGAGCAUGGUCUAACAAUAGUAACACGUGGAUUUGAUAUUUUUGUGCGGAUUUUAAGAUUUGCCAAUGAACAUCGACGUGCUUUGGCCUCUUUAGACUCGGAUGACUCUACAUCGCCUCUUCUUCAGCUUUGGCAAACACUCAAGGGAGAGUUGGAUGAGUGGAGGUCUCUGCAAGAUAUGACCGUUCGAUACCCUGCAACGAGUGCCCAGGCACAUGUCGCUCUCGGAUAUGGAGAGCUUUUCGCUUACAUUAACCUGAUAUACUUCAUGAGUGUAUUAUUUCUUCAUCGUGAUCGUUUCCUCUCUAACCUCAAACCCCAUUCCGAUGUUUUCCAUGACAUGAAUGAUGAUGAACAGCAAGAGCCCGGGACAAUCAAAGAGCUUUUCGCGGCGGUGCAGAAUAUCAGCGGUGUCCUAUCAGCUCUAGAGGCAUCCGAAGCACCAGUGAUGACCCCCUAUUCGGGAUUUAGUGUCUUUGUAGCUGCACAUAUCAAUAUGUACGGAACAAUCGCACCGAUGCGAUACCCCGGCGGACUGGAGCGAGCUGAAGAAGAAAAGAGCAAAAACCUCAUAUACCUUGAGCGGCUAAGCCGGCUAUGGCCUGUCGGUCGAAGCUGGUGGCGGACGGUGCAAGAAGCCAAUCGGUUUUACGAAACAGUUAAGAGUAAUCAAGCACAUACUGAAGCUGGUAUGCACAGCCCUCGACGUUUUGCAUUGGCAGGCACCUUGGAUGAAUACGGUGAUAUUCGCUCGCGUCCAAAUCGCGAGAUACAUGCGAGUAGAUCUAUGACUGCGGAGCCAAGAGAAGCCGACGAUUCGCAUCAGUCUCAGGGCCAGAUCUUAUCUUCGCCAGUCCCAGAUACUGAAGCUGCAUUUACUUCUCGAGAGCAUUCUGGGCUUGCUCAUGACGUCGAAACAGAUAUGUUUCAAUGGCCUUUCAUUGACGCAUCAUGGUCUGCUGGUUUUGAUGCUGGAUUAGACGGGCUGUGGCACCACUCUGGGUUGUUUGAUGCAAAUCCAUCCUUGAGAUAA